AAUACAGCAUUUCAGUCAUUUCAGUUCAGGCCAGUCGAGUCACAGUUUGAUCCACAGUACAGCUGUGGUUUGAGAUCAAAUUACAAAUCACACGAAUGUUACAAAGCAAUUCUCAAAGGGAAAUUGGGAAAUAGGGAAAAAUAUGGUCAGAUGAAAAACAGAAUAAUUCAUUUCAAAAUAAAAAUAGAACACAUUGUGAAAGAUUAAACUAGUGGUCCCCAAACUUUUUGGCUUGUGACUCCUUACAACAAUAGAGUGUCUAUUUAGGGCCCUGUAUUAUUCUUGUUGUUAAUAGUUCCACCAAAGAUACUUUUUCUUCUUUCCUGCUCCAUUAACCAUCUCACAAGCCCCCAGUGUUAUUUUUUGACCAGCUGGAAGGAGUCCAAACCCCAAAGUACAAUUUUCUGCUCAUACUUCUGUACUUCCUCCCCCUCCCUCAUGUUUUCUCCUAUUCUGUGUGCUUGACUUUGCCACAAGGUCUUUCUCUAUAUGCUGACUUAAGUGGUCCAGACAUCCAGUGCAACGGCCCAUGGAUGCACGGGUGCUGGACUCUGCUCUGGCAGAGCAUGGCUCACUUCUACUCAGGCAGCUAGAAAGGAUGAGAGCAUCUCAGGACCUCACUGAUGUAGUGCUCCUGGCAGAGGGGAUUCCCUUUCCUUGCCACAAGGUGGUGCUCUCUGCAUUCAGCCCUUACUUCCAGGCCAUGUUUACAUGUGGUCUGAAGGAGACCCGCGAAGGAGAGGUGCCUCUCAGAGACACUCCUGCUCAGAGUCUGGAGCUGCUAUUGGACUACAUGUACCGAGCUCAACUUCCACUUUCCAAUGACAACAUCCAGGGAGUGGCUGCUGCUGCCUUCCUGCUCCACAUAGAUGGAGCCUUCAGGUUGUGUCAGAGCCAUAUGGAGGCCCGUAUGGACCCUUCCAACUGUGUCGGUCUGUACCACUGGGCAAGAGACCUGGGGGCCACUGGUCUGGCUGACUGUGCCUUGAGAUACCUCUACCAACACUUUGCAGAGGUUUGUGAGGAAGAAGAAGUGCUGGAGUUGGAUGCCCAAAGUCUUGGAGAUCUGCUGGGUUCAGAUGACCUCAACAUAUCGCAGGAGCAGGUUGUGCUGGAGUUGGUGCUGCGGUGGGUGCAGAGGCGAAGGGGCGACUCGCACAGUGAAGCCCAGGCUGUGGAGUUACUCAGACGUGUCCGGCUGGAGCUUGUGGACCCUGGAUUCCUCCGUAAAGCCAGGAGGAGAAACCCGGUACUGCUGCGGGAUGCUGAGUGUUUUGGGAUGAUUGAUGCUGCUCUCCAGACCUCAGGGCUCUGCGAGACAUCAGCUCCACCUCGGCCAACCCUUCGUUAUGGCAUGGAGACCACUGACCUGCUGCUUUGUUUAGGUGGGGUGCAUACGGAGGACGUGCCUGCCCGCCGUGGAGGACUUGGUGACCUCAGUUUUUGCUUUGCACCCCGUGGUAGAAGGACUUACCACAUCCCCUCUCCAUUAAGGGGCCGUGGAGGCAUGGGACAGAUUACAACGGGGGCAGUGACACGAGAUAACAAGAUCUUGGUGGCUAUAGAGGCAGAAGAUCAACACAGGAUGAAGAAGGUGGACAUCUACAGGUAUGAUAAUUCAGAGGAGAACAGCUGGGUGGAGAUGUGCUCAGCACCAUACAGGAACAUGUAUGCGUUAGGGCUGCUAGGCGAUGCCCUGUUUAUGAUAGGUGGGCAAAUGAAAGUACGUAAUCACUACAUCAUCACAGACAGUGUGGAGAGAUGGUCGCUGAAGAGAGGAGGCAGCUGGCUCAGCUUCUCCCCGCUGCCUCUCCCCUUAGCCUGCCACUGUGUAGUCAGCCUAAAGGAGCAUCUCUAUGUGCUGGGAGGCUGGACACCACAGCAACAGCCAGAUGAUGAGCCUGACAAGCUGAGUAACCGUGUGUUUCAGUUUGACCCCGGCAUGGACAGGUGGACAGAGCGUGCCAGGAUGAAGUACUCCAGAUACCGCUGCGGCACGGCUGUUCUCAAUGGAGAAAUCUACAUACUUGGUGGUAUUGGAUGUGAUGGAGAGGACCGUGGACAAUCACGUCGCUGUCUGAGCUCUGUAGAGAUCUAUAACCCAGAUACAGACACCUGGAGGCCAGGGCCGACACUACCUACAUCAUUACUCUCCCUCCGAACCAACGCUACAAAUAUAGGAGUAGUGGAGGGCAAGCUCUACCUCUGUGGAUACUACAAGGGGGCCGGCCGUCAUGAGAUCAUCACCAAGGAGAUUUUGGAAUUGGACCCUGCAGACAAUGUGUGGACGGUGGUGGAAAGACGAGCAGCCAUGCAUGAUAGCUAUGACGUCUGUCUAGUGGCUAACCUCAAUCCUCGAGACAUCUUCACACCCUAAUUCAUCUCCUCCUGACUAUGAACAACAAUGCAAGGAGCUGGUUUGGGAAACAAGCCUUUGUCAUUGAAGAGUUAUUGAAGAGUUACACGGCUUUAUUGAAAAUGUAGAAUCUGAAAUGUAACCGUUGACAAAUUCUAGUACAAAAAAA
Molecule: messenger RNA, 2525 nt
Organism: Larimichthys crocea (large yellow croaker)
Lineage: Eukaryota; Metazoa; Chordata; Actinopteri; Sciaenidae
Product: kelch repeat and BTB domain-containing protein 12
Exons: 9
Coding region: 530-2377 (615 amino acids)
Molecular function (GO): protein binding
Source: RefSeq, a predicted model, not a curated record